Messenger RNA from Arachis duranensis, 834 nucleotides. RefSeq lists its product as uncharacterized. The transcript is spliced from 2 exons. Bases 1 to 834 code for a protein of 277 amino acids. The record is from RefSeq and is a predicted model, not a curated record. Lineage: Eukaryota; Viridiplantae; Streptophyta; Magnoliopsida; Fabales; Fabaceae.
AUGGAUUAUGUUCACAUUUCUGAUUCGGAUCUCAAGAUCUUGGACCUUUGGUCAUCUGGACAGUGGAACCUUGAGAAUAUCUAUUCUCCUCUGAAUCAGUCUCUGCAGAGCAACAUUAACUCUUACAACCCAGACGUUCAAGCUGGUUCAGAGGUCGGUUGGUGUUGGACUGGUGCAGUUUCAAAGGUUUAUGAUGCUCAUAGUGGUUAUUUGUGGCUCAAAAAGCACAAAUUUUUGGCCUGGCUAUGUCUUCGGGAGGCUCUUCCUACUGCUGCAUUUCGUUUUAGGAAGGGCAUUUCGCACACGGAUAGCUGUCCACGAUAUUUCUCAUGUCAGGAAUUGGUAUUACAUUGUAUUCGUGAUUGUCCAAAAGCCCAACUUGUUUGGCAAGCUUUAGGGAUCUCCGAUCAACCAGUGGAUUUGAUGAGUUGGUUCUUACAUAAUAGCAAACAGCGCCCCUUUAGAUUCUUUUCUGGUCUCUGGUGGAUUUGGCGUUCGAGGAAUAACGAGAUCUUUCAUCCUCACGACCAUUGGACUACAGACAAGGUGAUUGGUAUGGGUUUGUCUUUGGAAAAGGAGCUCCGAAAUAUUUUUGAGUUGCAACGACUGUCUAUCCCCUCAACCAUUAGUGGCUCUUGGAUUCUCCCCUCAGUGGGUACCUUUAAGAUUAAUUGUGAUGCUAGCUAUCUUGGCAGUGGUGCUCGAGUUGGUUUUGCUUGUGUUAGCAGAGAUUGGAAGGGAAGGUGGCAACGAAGCUGUCUGGGAACAAUUGAGAGUCGUAGCAUUUUGCAAGGAGAGUUGUUUGCUAUUUGGAGAGGCUUUCUUUUAGCAUGA